AUGUGCUGGAAGCCCUUGAACCGGUUCUCUCAAACCGCCAGCCUGAGCCGGUUCAAACUGAUCCGCGAUCUGAUCUCAAAGACCACUGCUGAUGCGGUCUGGUUCGGAUCCGAUUUGACCGGGUUCAACCAGGGAGGCUUCAGAGAUAUUGAUGAUGAGCGGCAGCUCCGUGCUUCCUCUUCGUCCGAAUCGCUCGCCAUGGCUGCAAUCUCGAGCUUCCUCGUCUGCGUCAGAGAUCCUUCCUUCCAAGCGCACCCCGGAAAUACGUUGAAGACAUUGGAGAAAUCUUUUGUUACUUGCCAUCCUUUGGGCUUGUCUUCUGCUCCUCUUCGCCAAAUGAGGGCUAGAGUUAUAACUCCCAAGCGUCAAUUAAUCCUUCGAUCUGCCUAUAGAGAGGGUGGAAGGCCAAACACUGCAAGCACAUUCAUUGGUGGUUUUUUGCUGGGAGGAAUGAUGGUUGGGACACUUGCUUGUGUCUAUGCACCUAAGAUCAGCAAAGCACUAGCUGGCACAGACAAAAAAGAAUUAAUGAGGAAGUUGCCAAAGUUCAUCUACGAUGAGGAGAAAGCUUUGGAGAAAACCAGGAAGGUGCUGACGCAAAAGAUUGAAGAACUUAACUCAGCGAUCGACCAGGUUUCUUCUGAAAUCCACGGGAAUGACAAGCCAAAUGGAGUGACCGUGUCUCCUAAUGAGAUUGAAGCUGCUAUAUAAAACACCAACUUUGGGAUCAUCUGUUGCUAUUGCUCUCUUUCUCCUAAUGCCAUUUAGUUUUGCAUUAUUAGAAUUGUUCUCCGUUUUUCCCCCUUUUUUGGUCAGUGAUGAAGGAUAUGGUGUUCUCAAGUGUUAUGUUCAUGCAUGUAAACAUGGUUCUCUAAAUAGGGGCAACUAUUUUUUUC
This is a messenger RNA of Zingiber officinale, 896 nucleotides long. RefSeq lists its product as uncharacterized. Lineage: Eukaryota; Viridiplantae; Streptophyta; Magnoliopsida; Zingiberales; Zingiberaceae. The transcript has 5 exons. Bases 1 to 711 code for a protein of 236 amino acids. Gene Ontology annotation, cellular component: chloroplast thylakoid membrane; chloroplast inner membrane. The record is from RefSeq and is a predicted model, not a curated record.